CACACCGUCACACACACUGAUCAAACCGUCAGAGCUGCGCGAGGAGGCACACACUGAUGCACGUGGAAACCAACAGACACAAACAGUCACCAUGAGUAUCAACUACUCGUCCGCGGCGCCCGUGCAGAGGUCCACGUCGUUUUUUAUUGAGGACAUCUUGUUGCACAAACCCAAGCCUCUGAGAGAGGUCCUCCCCUCUCCCUUCUGCGGCUCCCUGGCCUCCCGCGUCCCCCUCCUGGAGUACGGAUACCCUCUGAUGCCCACCCCGAUACUUGCCCCGCAUCCGCACCACCCGCUCCAUAAGCCGGAGCACCACCAGUACUUCUUCACAUCAGGGAUGCAGAUGCCGGCCCUGUUCCAGCACCACUCAGAGUUACCAGGGAAGCACUGCCGGCGCAGGAAGGCCCGGACGGUGUUCUCCGACUCGCAGCUGUCCGGCCUGGAGAAGAGGUUUGAGGUCCAGCGGUACCUGUCCACCCCCGAGAGAGUGGAGCUGGCCACGGCGCUCAGUUUGUCCGAGACACAGGUAAAAACGUGGUUUCAAAAUCGGCGGAUGAAGCACAAGAAGCAGCUGAGGAAGGCGCAGGACGAGCGGAAGACCCCCGGCGGGGAGCUGGACAGAUCCGCGGACAACUCGAGUGAGAGCGAGCUGACCGACAGUAAGAGCGGAGCAGAGGAGCUCACACAACACGGACUGCAGCCGGACGCUUUCAUGAUGGACGAGAACGACGACGACGUGGACAUCGAGGAUGACGUUUGUUCCCCGGAUCACCUUCUAUAGUAGGCUGCAGAGCUGUUCAAUCAGCAGCGUUCACUCUGUAAUAUCCUGUAUAUGAACUGUAUUUUAAACUUUAAUUACACAAAUGAAAUAUUACAAUAUUGUUUUAAUAAUAAUUUAAACACGCAUAAUGGACCCAUUUUUUUUAUAUAACUGACUCUUCUCUCAAUGUAGCUUAUACCAGAAUGUUCGUGUAGUGAGG
Molecule: messenger RNA, 980 nt
Organism: Labrus bergylta (ballan wrasse)
Lineage: Eukaryota; Metazoa; Chordata; Actinopteri; Labriformes; Labridae
Gene: bsx
Product: brain-specific homeobox
Biological process (GO): regulation of DNA-templated transcription
Molecular function (GO): DNA-binding transcription factor activity, RNA polymerase II-specific; DNA binding
Source: RefSeq, a predicted model, not a curated record